Messenger RNA from Agelaius phoeniceus (red-winged blackbird), 2665 nucleotides. Lineage: Eukaryota; Metazoa; Chordata; Aves; Passeriformes; Icteridae. The record is from RefSeq and is a predicted model, not a curated record.
CGCGCUCCUGUGUACGUGGCUCCGGGCGCCCUCCUGGCUGGGGCCGUGCUGGGCGCCGCCAGCGCCGCUGUCCGGGGCAGGGUCUGCGGGGAUCCCCAGCGGGGUUUGUGAGCGGGAGCUCGGCGUGCGGCCCGAGGGGCGGGGGAGCCCGGCAGUCCUGGGCGCGAUGGUGUGGGAGCCACGGUGGGGUCGGUGCCUCUGGGAUGUGCCGCCCUGCGGGUCCGUUCCGGGAGCAGGGGUGUCCCGAGGGGCGGCCGGCCGGGCUGGGCAGCGGCUGCAGAAGGCCCUGCGCAGGGGGCAGCGGCUGCUCAGCGCCCGCGGCUGCCGAUGCGGGCCCCUCCCUGCGCUGUAGCCUCCUGCUGUCCCAGCACGGCCCCGCGGGUGCUGCCGGUGCCCCGACCGGGCCGAGGUCCUGGUCCCAGUGCCACGUCCGUGUCCUUGCAGGCCCUGAGGAUGUCGGACGGGAUCCUGAGCAAGGCAGCCACCAUGGAGAUCCCCAUAAGCAGCAACGGGGACACCAGCAGCCUGCCCGAGGACGAUGGCCUGGAGCAGGACCUGCAGCAGGUGAUGGUGUCGGGACCCAACCUGAAUGAGACCAGCAUUGUGUCAGGCGGCUAUGGGGGCACAGCCGAGGGCAUCAUCCCCACGGGCACCAUCAAAGCCCCCCCGUUUCCAGGCUCUCUUGUCCACCCUCACCCCCCCCGAGGAGCGUCGGUGCCCCCCAGCGCGCCCGCUGCCCGCAGGAUGGCCCGCCCGGCCGCGGCUCCCGCAGGCCCUGGGCUGCACCCACCGCCCCCUGGACCCCCAGCCGGUGGAGAGGAGGUCGUGCGUGGCAUUGCUGUUGAGAAGUUUGACAUUGUCAAGAAGUGGGGGAUCAACACCUACAAGUGCACCAAGCAGCUGCUGUCGGAGCGGUUCGGCCGAGGGUCCCGCACGGUGGACCUGGAGCUGGAGACCCAGAUCGAGCUGCUGCGGGAGACCAAGCGCAAGUACGAGAGCGUCCUGCACCUGGCACGGGCACUCACGGCCCACCUCUACAGCCUCGUGCAGACCCAGCACGCCCUGGGCGACGCCUUUGCUGACCUCAGCCAGAAAUCCCCCGAGCUACAGGAGGAGUUUGGGUACAACGCAGAGACACAGAAGCUGCUCUGCAAGAACGGGGAGACGCUGCUGGGCGCUGUCAACUUCUUUGUGUCCAGCAUCAACACGCUGGUCAACAAGACCAUGGAGGACACGCUCAUGACAGUCAAGCAGUACGAGACAGCCAGGUUGGAGUAUGACGCAUACCGCACGGACCUGGAGGAGCUGAGCAUGGGCCCGCGCGACGCUGGCGCCGUCAGCCGCCUGGACGCCGCCCAGAGCCAGUUCCAGAGCCACAAGGACAAGUACGAGAAGCUGCGGGCAGACGUGGCCAUCAAGCUCAAAUUCUUGGAGGAGAACAAGAUCAAGGUGAUGCACAAGCAACUGCUGCUGUUCCACAAUGCCAUCUCUGCGUACUUUGCUGGGAACCAGCAGCAGCUUGAGCAGACCCUCAAGCAGUUCAACAUCAAGCUCAAGACCCCCGGCGCCGAGAAGCCCUCCUGGCUGGAGGAGCAGUGAGCCCCCGUGCCCCCCCGGAUGGAGGAGCACACAUGGACCUCAAUUGUGGCCGGGGGCUCGUGGGGGCCACAGCCCAGGCCUGUCUUGGAUGGGGGGGGGCCCCCAGGUGUGGGGAGCUGCCAGAGGGCUGGGUCCCCCCUCAUCCCACAGCCCCUCCUCAGGGCAGGGUGCAGCAGCUCCUCGGCACAGACCCCACACAGCAGACAGCUGGAGCCCCCCUGCCCCUGACACUCCCAAGGGGGCUGGCUGAGCUGCUGCCCCCAGACACCCCACUCACCCUGGGGUGAGCCAGGACCUUCCACUGUCCCCCCUCUGCCUCCCCAGGGCAGGAUGAGGGUGCACCCCUCCCAGGCCCACUGCCACUUCCCCCCAGGGAGCCCCCUGCCCUGUGGCACAGUGGAGCUGGGUGGGGGCAGCACCGGCACAGCCAGGCCCCCCUGUAUUGAGGAGGGGCUGUGGGGCUGCACCUGGCACUCAGGGGGCUCCUGCUCUGCCUGCCAGUGCUAGGGACACCCCAGCCCCCUCCAGGCCAUUCACAGGUUUUUCCAGCCUGGCUGCUCAUGCACUCCUGAUUCACAGGGGGCUGCACCCCCAAAGACCCCCCUGCUUCCCCAACCGGGGCUGUGGCACCCUGGGCUGGGCUGGUGAGGGGUCCCUGUGCCCUGCUGCUCGUGGCAGGGGGAGUCGCUGGCCAGGCAUAGGUCCCCUGGAACCCUGGGAGAGGACAGGGGGCUCCAAGCAGGGACCAAAGGUCAGUGGAGGCACAGGGGGUGCACGCGUAUCCAUGCGUGUCCGUGUGCGGGCACACGCGUGUCCCCGGACUGGGCACCUGUGCUGCACACGGGGGCUGGGGUCCCGGCCAGGGCCCACCCCCACCCCAUGAGGGGCCCCCCGCUACCCCCGCACUUGGGCACUUUCUCCUGAGACAAAACUGUUGGUUUUUCUUGCUCAUUAAUUUAACUCAUAAUUUAAUGUCGGGAUCCGACUUCCCCCUGCCCCGCCCUGGUGACGGUCUGACCCCCCAAGCCCCUGACUUCUGUAAAACCCCAAUAAAUGGUACAGAUCA